This is a messenger RNA of Sceloporus undulatus (fence lizard), 1883 nucleotides long. RefSeq names its product U2 small nuclear RNA auxiliary factor 2 (gene U2AF2). Gene Ontology annotation, biological process: mRNA processing. Gene Ontology annotation, molecular function: poly-pyrimidine tract binding; pre-mRNA 3'-splice site binding. Gene Ontology annotation, cellular component: U2AF complex; commitment complex; nucleus. Lineage: Eukaryota; Metazoa; Chordata; Lepidosauria; Squamata; Phrynosomatidae. The record is from RefSeq and is a predicted model, not a curated record. The transcript is spliced from 12 exons. The coding region runs from base 87 to 1487 and encodes 466 amino acids.
GUCGCGGCCUAGUAGUGCGCGAGGAGGAGCGAGGCCAAAGGGACGAGAGAGCGAGCGAGGCCAGGCUCCUCUCCCUUCUCCUCAACAUGUCCGACUUCGACGAGUUCGAGAGGCAGCUGAACGAAAACAAACAGGAACGCGACAAAGAAAACCGUCACCGGAAACGCAGCCACAGUCGUUCACGGAGUCGUGACAGGAAGCGGCGCAGCCGUAGCCGUGAUCGGCGUAACAGAGAUCAACGCAGUGUCUCGCGGGAUCGCAGAAGACGCAGGUCACCCCUAAGCCUAUCGGGUCCCCUAAGUCGCUCUCCCCGGCAUGAGAAGAAGAAGAAGGUUCGCAAGUAUUGGGAUGUUCCACCUCCAGGCUUUGAACACAUCACACCCAUGCAGUAUAAAGCCAUGCAAGCUGCAGGGCAAAUUCCAGCUACAGCCCUCCUACCAACCAUGACCCCUGAUGGCCUGGCAGUGACACCCACUCCUGUGCCAGUGGUUGGCAGCCAGAUGACACGGCAAGCACGGCGUCUCUACGUGGGAAACAUCCCUUUCGGAAUUACUGAGGAAGCUAUGAUGGAUUUCUUCAAUGCUCAGAUGCGCCUUGGUGGCCUUACUCAGGCUCCUGGUAACCCUGUCUUGGCUGUGCAGAUCAAUCAGGACAAGAAUUUUGCGUUUUUAGAGUUUCGCUCUGUGGAUGAAACUACCCAGGCCAUGGCCUUUGAUGGGAUUAUUUUCCAAGGGCAGUCAUUGAAGAUCAGACGCCCCCACGAUUACCAACCACUCCCUGGCAUGUCUGAAAAUCCUUCAGUCUAUGUGCCAGGUGUGGUGUCCACAGUGGUUCCAGACUCUGCUCACAAACUGUUCAUUGGGGGUCUGCCAAACUAUCUUAAUGAUGAUCAGGUCAAAGAAUUGCUCACUUCUUUUGGGCCCCUAAAAGCUUUCAACCUGGUGAAGGACAGUGCCACUGGCCUGUCAAAAGGUUAUGCCUUCUGUGAAUAUGUGGACAUCAACGUGACAGACCAGGCCAUCGCGGGCUUGAAUGGCAUGCAGCUGGGCGACAAAAAGCUGUUGGUGCAGAGAGCCAGUGUGGGAGCCAAGAAUGCUACUCUGAGCACAAUAAACCAGACCCCAGUGACACUGCAGGUACCGGGCCUGAUGAGUUCCCAGGUGCAGAUGGGUGGUCACCCCACUGAGGUGCUGUGUCUCAUGAACAUGGUGCUGCCAGAGGAGCUGUUGGAUGAUGAGGAAUAUGAGGAGAUCGUAGAGGAUGUGCGCGACGAGUGUAGCAAGUAUGGUGUUGUCAAGUCCAUUGAGAUCCCCCGGCCUGUUGAUGGCGUUGAAGUGCCUGGCUGUGGCAAGAUCUUUGUGGAGUUCACAUCAGUCUUUGACUGUCAGAAAGCAAUGCAAGGCCUGACCGGGCGAAAGUUUGCAAACCGGGUUGUGGUGACCAAGUACUGCGACCCUGACUCCUAUCAUCGCCGAGACUUCUGGUAGCCAGCCCCUGAACCAGGUCUGGAGGGGUCUUCUGAGGAGGCAGGGGCAACUCACUGGCCAGAGAGGCUCCUUUAGCAGCAUAGCCUGCUUAUAUUUUAUGGCCAAAAUCUCCUGUAUUUUUUUUUCUUCCAAUGGUCCCAAUCCCUUCCUUUUCUAACCCUGCCACUAUCCCCCUUCCCCACGGUUUCCCAGUGAUGGUUACUCUGUAGUAGAAAUGUUGUCUUUAGCCCCAUAGCCCUCUCCUCCCUUCUCUGUGACGUUUCUGAUUUUUGCUAAGAGGAGUUUUCACUCAAAAAGACGGGCCCGUUUUGUUGUAUUUUCCUUUCCUCUGCGCUGUGUGUAUGGACGACUAUUUCUCUAGCAUUGUCUUGCAGAAUUAAACAUUUUUUCCAAUUC